This is a messenger RNA of Camelus dromedarius (Arabian camel), 1873 nucleotides long. RefSeq names its product programmed cell death 1 (gene PDCD1). Bases 80 to 952 code for a protein of 290 amino acids. The transcript has 5 exons. NCBI's taxonomy places the organism in Eukaryota, Metazoa, Chordata, Mammalia, Artiodactyla, Camelidae. Gene Ontology annotation, biological process: negative regulation of immune response; positive regulation of T cell apoptotic process. The record is from RefSeq and is a predicted model, not a curated record. Gene Ontology annotation, cellular component: external side of plasma membrane; membrane.
AGCUUCCUUUCCGCUCGCACUUCUUCGGAGCAGAGGAGGCGGCGGCGAGCGGCAUGCCGGGCGGGCUGGCGCUCCGGGCAUGGGGACCCCACAGGCACUGUGGCCACUCGUCUGGGCGGUGCUGCAGCUGGGCUGGCGGCCAGGAUGGCUCCUAGACUCCCCCAGCAGACCCUGGAGCCCCCUCACCUUCUCCCCAGCCCGGCUCACCGUGCCCGAGGGGGCAAACGCCACCUUCACCUGCAGCUUUUCCAGCAAACCUGAGCACUUCCUCCUCAACUGGUAUCGCAUGAGCCCCAGCAACCAGACGGACAAGCUGGCCGCCUUCCCCGAGGACCGCAGCCAGCCUGCCCGGGACAGACGCUUCCGCGUCACGCCACUGCCCAACGGGCGAGACUUCCACAUGAGUGUGAUCGCUGCCCAGCGCAACGACAGCGGUGUCUACUUCUGCGGGGCCAUCUACCUGCCCCCCAAGACGCAGAUCAACGAGAGCCACCCAGCAGAGCUCACAGUGACAGAGAGAGUCCUGGAGCUGAGUCCCACAGAGCGCCCCAGCUCCCCACCCAGGACUGAAGGCCAGUUACAGGGCCUGGUCAUUGGCAUCACAAGUGUCCUGCUGGGGGUCCUGCUGCUGCUGCUGCUGAUCUGGGUCCUGGCUGCCGUCUUCCUCGGGGCCACUCGAGGGGCCUGCACCCGCAGGAGCGAAGACAGCGAGCCUCGGAAGGAGGGCUCCACUGCCGCCCCGGUGUUCACCGUGGACUACGGGGAGCUGGACUUCCAGUGGCGAGAGAAGACCCCGGAGCCCUCUGCCCCCUGUGUACCUGAACAGACCGAGUACGCCACCAUCGUCUUCCCGGGCAGGCCAGGCUCCCCAGGUCGCAGGGCAUCAGCCGACAGCCUGCAGGGGCCCCGGUCUCUGAGGACAGAGGACGGACACUGCUCUUGGCCCCUCUGACCGGCUUCCUCCGCUGACCUGAGUCCUUUAGACCUUCCGCCAAGAGCCGGGGAUCAGCGCCUUCCCUGGAGGAAGGUGCAGUGGAGGGAGGAGCAGUUCGGGCGGCUCAGGGGCUGAGCUCUGUCCCAGGGUGACCAGCCCCUGCACCUGCCAGCCCCGCCUAGCUCUCAUUUUAAUGCUUGCAGUGACCUGGGGGCAGGAGGUGUCACUGUCCCUAUGGGCAAGGGGAGAGCCUCACCCAGGACUCCAGGCCCAGGCUGGGGCUGAGCUGGCUGAACCCCUCCCCUACACAUGGCCUCCCUCUGGGCGUGGGGGCUGGUGGGUGGGGGUCAGGCUUCAAGAGUCACCAGGCGCCCACUGCCUCCCAGGGGCGCCUGAUGCCUGGACUUGGGGCUCCAGGUCCUGGUUGGAGACUCUGCCUUGGAGCAGGCCAGAGGACUCCGCACACACCUCGAGGGGCACACAGGGAAAUGCACCAGGUUGGGGCCUGGUGCUCCCGUAGGCCUGGAGGAAAGCUGAUGGGGCCCGGAUCUGCCUGCUUCCCCUCCACCCUCCACGUGCCCAGGUCUGUCAGGCAGUGAGGGAGUGGCAGAGCUGGAGUCACCCCACCAAGGCCGUCCUGGGGGCCCUGGCGUCACCCUAUUUACCCGCACUUCUGGGCAUCCAUCCAUGGUGCUACUUAAAGGGUCCUCGAGUGGGCUCCUUCUGGGGUGCUGGGGAGGAUGCAGGAGUCCCCUCCAUAAGACACCCUCCAGCCAAGCCCACCACUCCCCGUGGCCUUUACGCCACACAUCAUCCGGCACAGCAUGACUGGGGUCAGCUGGCUGUGGGGGACCUGGGGGCACGUGCCCCACUGAGGGGUCCACCCACACUUCCCUGUUCUGUUCUGUUGGAAUUAAAGAAUGAGAAAGCUCUAAGAAA